GCGAGGGAGGGAGAGGAGCAGCUUAAGCGAUGCGUUUUUUCUUCCUUGAGGUGGACAGUGGAGUGUAUCUGAAGAAAGAAAGAGAAAUUACUUCCCUCAAUUUAGACAUCACAGCAACAGAGGACAGAAAUCUCUCUGGAGUGAGUGGACAAGCGUCUGCACGGCUCUCUCCUGGUGUGGGUUCGGCUCAGCAGUGUCGAUGUUUCCAGUGAAACAGCCGUGGUUGUGUAAAGCGCUAGGUUGCUAUGACUGCUGCAUCCGCUGCCUGGGCGCCGUGCCCUACACCAGCCUGCUGGCCACCCUGCUCUGCUACACCGGCGUGGCUCUCUUCUGUGGGGGAGGGCAUGAGGCGCUCACUCACACACGUACAUUCAUAGAGCUCUACUUCGCAAGGGACGUCCAGGAUUUCACUGUGCUAGCAGACUUUAUAAAAUAUUUCCAGUAUGUGAUCUACGGUCUGGCCUCCUUCUUUUUCCUCUAUGGAUUGUUGCUGUUGGCUGAAGGUUUUUACACCACCAGUGCAGUAAAGCAGACAUUCGGAGAAUUCAGGAGCACCCAGUUCGGGCGCUGCCUCAGUCUGACUUUGAUAAUCCUGACAUACAUUCUCGCUGUGAUCUGGCUGAUUGUUUUUGGCUUCACUGCCGUUCCCGUGCUCUUCUUUAUUAAUAUGGAAAGCGCCUGUCACAAAGUCAACAUUCUGUCAGAAACCACCUUGUUCAACCAGCAGUCCAGGGUCUGCAUGGACGCACGGAUGUAUGGGUUUCUUCCCUGGAAUGCUGUGCCGGGGAUUGUUUGUGGAAAUACACUGGGCAACAUCUGCAAAACACCAGAGUUUUACAUGACCUAUGACCUUUACAUCUGUGCAUUUGCUGGAGCAGGAAUCACCCUUCUCGCCCUGUUCAUUUACGUGGUUGCCACCACCUACAACUACGCUAUUCUAAGGUUCCUCGGAAGGAAGGGAAUCCGUUGCUAGGUUCGAUGUUGCUAGGCCCGCUUUCCUGUAGUCUGUUGCAGCGGUAUCAGUGUCAUCACUGUGGCCUGUGAGGAAACGCAAGAGAGUUCCAUGAAGCCCCUGCAGAGUUCUAUCAUACAGAGCACAAACACACACAAACCACUAGUUUCAUGAGGCAAAUAAGUACAAACUACAUUAAAGAACACCGAUUAAUGAAAAGAAAAAAAAAUCACUGAAGCUUUACACAUAAAACCACAAACUACUGUGCUGUAGAUCUCUGGAGGAGUGGAAUCUAGCUUCUGUAUUUCUUCAUUUGUCUCCUCUCUCUGUGUCUUUGUCACACACACAUUAUACCGCUCUCCUUUCUCUCACGGCCAUUUAUUCAUUUUAAUGAUUGUAUUCAUUGUGCUUCAUGGUCAUAUUAAUGCCUUGUGGUUUGCUAGGAUUUUAGCUUCUCUUUCUCUCUCUCAUGUUUCAUCUUUUUGAGAGAGUUUGACUUGUUGUUUCCUCAGUUAGAUGGUUUAUAUUCUGAGACACACAUAGAGAAACAGAGCUGUAGUGAGCAGCUUUCUGUGUCAAUUUGAAUUCAGUAUUUACAGACACUCUUAGUGUCAGUGUCACCUCCUGCGUGUGAUUUUAAGUUUGUGAGUGUAUUUGUUGUAUAUUGUGACUAACUGUGGCAAUAUGCUGAACCUGUUCAAUGAUGGUGCUCGAUCAAAGGAACUAAUGUUUUUUUUAUUAUUGUUCUGGCUCAUUUUAGAAAACUAAAAAUAUUUCUACAGUAGAUGGAUAACUGUAAAUGAUUAAUAAAAAUUAUGCAAACUAAAGCGAAUUUAUAUAAAAUUGUGUGUUGACUUCAUAGAAACUCAUGCAAUAAACUUUAAUGAAAGUUGA
This is a messenger RNA of Ctenopharyngodon idella (grass carp), 1846 nucleotides long. RefSeq names its product proteolipid protein 1b (gene plp1b). The transcript is spliced from 7 exons. Bases 200 to 973 code for a protein of 257 amino acids. Lineage: Eukaryota; Metazoa; Chordata; Actinopteri; Cypriniformes; Xenocyprididae. The record is from RefSeq and is a predicted model, not a curated record. Gene Ontology annotation, biological process: axon development; central nervous system myelination. Gene Ontology annotation, cellular component: myelin sheath; plasma membrane. Gene Ontology annotation, molecular function: structural constituent of myelin sheath.